Molecule: messenger RNA, 2204 nt
Organism: Caenorhabditis elegans
Lineage: Eukaryota; Metazoa; Nematoda; Chromadorea; Rhabditida; Rhabditidae
Gene: K02E10.7
Product: Protein kinase domain-containing protein
Exons: 12
Coding region: 1-1830 (609 amino acids)
Molecular function (GO): ATP binding
Source: RefSeq, marked reviewed
AUGAAGAUGGAAUGUAUGUUCCUCUCAAACCAAGAAUUAGACAUACCCAUGGAACUCCAAAAAUGCUGUAUGUCCAUUGACCAUGCAUCUGAAAGUGUUAUUGAAAGACCAGUGGAACUAACGUGCCUGUCCAACGUCGUGAAUGGGACGGGAAUCAGUGACAAAAUCGCAUCAGGUCGUUUUGGUACAGUCUUCUUAGGAACUAUUACGGAUUCAAUGUUACAGGUUGCAAUCAAAGAGUAUCACGAAACAUUUCAUGAUGCCGUGCUAACUGCACACGAUGAAGGCUCCACUCUUCAGAAAAUAAUUUCUAUCGAGCAUCCGGCUAUUGUACAGACUUUCUCGGUUUCUCAUUUUCAAGAUAUAGUGUAUAAAGUAAUGGAGUUCCAUUCUUGGACUUUACACGACGACAUUUUGGACAAAGGCAAGUACGACGAGUCCCAGACUAAGCUUGUAUUGGUACAAGCCACAAGAGCUCUCGAAUAUUUGCAUGCACAAAAUCUUUGCCAUGGGACGCUUCAUACAAAGAAUAUUUUCUUGCAAGAAAAUAUGGUCAAAAUUUCGGAUAUUGAAAGCUCCCAAUUUUUGAACUGGCUCCCAUUCAGCCAAACACCACUGCACAUUCUUCCAUUUAUUGCUCCAGAAUUGCACAAUCAGUUAUCAGAAGUGACUUCUGAAUGCGAUUUAUGGAGUUUGGGUGUGUGCAUUUUUGUUAUGGCUACUGGAUCUUGUCCGUUCAUUUUGGAAAGCCGCAACACUAUGAUGGAAAGUAUUCAAGCUGGUAUCCUAGGUUCCCCCGUUCUUGCCAGUGACAAAAUUCAAUCGCUAGUGGAACAGCUGAUUCAUGUAAACCCAUCUGAACGCAUGUCACUUAAAUCUUUAAUUGAAGAUGAUUGGAUGACUUCUGACCUAGUUUGGAACUAUUUUAUUUCAUGUCAUGAAGAUCUCAUUAGAGAGUUGCCAGUAGUUGAUAGAUUCAUUCCGGCAGAGUCCCUGGAAAAGAGCACAGUUCAGAGAGACGGCUCAGAAAUCUCCAUCGAAACCUUAGAUGAGGGCUACAAAAGUGUAGCAUCAGAUCAUCCAGAAGAGCCAGCUGUCUCUGGAGAGCAACAAGUCUUGACUGAACCUGUGCCAAAAAAAUAUCACAAAAAGUUUGCAGUGUUUGCAAUGGAAAACGUCCGUAAGGAGUGGGACAAUGACAUCACUCGCAUUGAGAAAUGCAAACUGAGAGACGGAAGCAUGUGCUUGAGAAUCGUCAUUCCAGCAAAAGAUGAAAUUGCCUCUUCGUCAAUUUUCAAUCGCAUAAUAAAAAGCCGUUUGGGUCAGACGAUCAAGCGCUUCCGAUCACAUCAAGAUACUGUAGUUGAUUCGGAUUUUGGAGAUUACGCACUUAUGAACUUCCGCAGAGAAAACACCGAGAUUGAAGUUGCUCGAAACAUGCCAAAGUUCACGAACAAACAGCAAGUUCAGCUCUACUAUUGCAAAAAGGAAGCCGAACGUGUCUGGGAAAAUCUGGCGAUAAAAAUUUGCAUGCGAUGUCGAAGAGCUGGAACUGAUGCUUUGAAUCACGACGAGGAUAAGUGUCUUUAUAAGCUGAUUGCAGAAGCUGUGGAGAGUGAAGAAGUGAUUUAUUAUGGCGCAGAGGAUCAAUUCAAUCUCCGUUUCUUCUCUCUUGUCUACAGAAAUGACGGUGGACGUGCAUCCGCAAUGACUCGCUUCCGUAGAGGUUCAAUAAGAGUUCUAACCUCUGGAUACCGGAGAAUUGUGAAACGUUUUCGACGACAGUCAACUUCUGGAUCUGGUUCUUCUGGGUUGGGUUCGGACAAUUGAAAAUAAAAGUUUAGACGAGAUUUUUGUUUUCAUAAGUUCUAAUUUUGUUUCUAUGUAUCGCUUUGUAUGUAAAUGACAUUUUUUGCUCUGUUAAUAAGUUGAAAGCGUGCAACCUUUUCGAGUAAUUAAUUCAAUUCAAUGUUCAAAAGAAAAUCGAUUUCUAUUAUUCAAUUAAAAAAAAUUUCUACCCAUCUCAAUAUAUGCACAUUUUUCCAAUUUCUCAUGAUUAAUUGUAGCUAUUACUGCGUUGUACAACACAUUCCAAAAGUAAUAUUUUUUCGUAUCGUAUGCUGCAACCUCAUAUCCAUAUAUUCCAUCUCUCUUUUUUCUCUCUGUGAAUUGUAUAAAAAUAAAUAUUUGAAAAUUACAAUUUA